CCCCGCCGCCAACAACAAUAACCGCGGCUGCUCGUCCUGCCGCCGCCGCGCCCGCCAGCCCUGCUGCCGCCGCCGCCGCCGCCGCCGCCGCCGCCACCGCCGCCGCCGCCGCCGCCGCUGCCGCCGGGGCACAACCAUGGGAGGCGAGACCCCCGCACCGGUGCAGCUGAGCUCGAGGGCUUGCAGAAGACUGGGCAGUCUCCUCUGAAACGGAGGCGCCCCGAGGACCCCCUCCCUCCCCAAGGAAGAGAACUGGCGAAGCCACGGAUUUUCAUGGCGCAGGCCGCAGAGCCGCGAACGAAGACCGAAGGUUGCUUCCCAGCUCUCCCAGUCUCUAACUGUCUAGGUCUGGACCAUGAGAGAUGGUGUUGAGCAUUCGGCUAUUCCCUGGCGCGCUGUGGAAGCCAUCUCCAAAUUAGCGAUCACAUAUGGAAACUGGAGACCAGAAUUUUAGGAAAAGAGAUUAAGGCAUCUCACUUUGGGGGGGUGGGGGGUGUCUUUUUAUUUAUUUUUUCCCCUUUUUUAAAAAAAUAAUCGCUGCAACUGGAACAGUUUUUUGAUCUCAAAAGGCAAGCCUCUCUUCCCGUGUGAUCUUUAUAAUUUACACACUUUUCCGUGAGCUUUCUUAUCUCCCUUUUUUUAUAUCUCUCCAUAUUCUCUAUUCACACAUAUAUCCAUUAUAUUAGUAGUGGAAUUACCAUUGGCACCCUCACACACACGCUCCUGAGAACCAGAAGUCGGUUGGGUGUUUAUAUAAUGAAGAAUUAUGGGGCUGUUUGAUCGAGGUGUUCAAAUGCUUUUAACCACCGUUGGUGCUUUCGCUGCCUUCAGCUUGAUGACCAUCGCUGUGGGAACCGACUAUUGGCUCUACUCCAGAGGGGUUUGCAAGACCAAAAGUGUCAGUGAGAAUGAAACCAGCAAAAAGAACGAGGAAGUUAUGACCCAUUCCGGAUUAUGGAGAACCUGCUGCCUCGAAGGGAACUUCAAAGGUCUGUGCAAGCAAAUCGACCACUUUCCGGAAGACGCGGACUACGAGGCGGACACCGCAGAGUAUUUCCUCCGGGCCGUGAGGGCCUCGAGCAUCUUCCCAAUCCUGAGUGUGAUCCUGCUCUUCAUGGGUGGUCUCUGCAUUGCAGCAAGCGAGUUUUACAAGACACGCCACAACAUCAUCCUGAGCGCUGGCAUCUUCUUUGUGUCUGCAGGUCUGAGUAACAUCAUCGGGAUCAUUGUGUAUAUAUCAGCCAAUGCUGGAGACCCCUCCAAGAGUGACUCCAAAAAAAACAGCUACUCCUACGGCUGGUCCUUCUACUUCGGGGCCCUGUCCUUCAUCAUCGCCGAGAUGGUCGGGGUGCUGGCCGUGCACAUGUUUAUCGACCGCCACAAACAGCUGCGGGCCACGGCCCGCGCCACCGACUACCUCCAGGCCUCCGCCAUCACCCGCAUUCCCAGCUACCGCUACCGUUACCAGCGCCGCAGCCGCUCCAGCUCGCGCUCCACUGAGCCCUCUCACUCCAGGGACGCCUCGCCCGUGGGCGUGAAGGGCUUCAACACCCUGCCGUCCACGGAGAUCUCCAUGUACACCCUCAGUAGGGACCCCCUGAAGGCUGCCACCACGCCCACCGCCACCUACAACUCGGACAGGGAUAACAGCUUUCUCCAGGUCCACAACUGUAUCCAGAAGGACAGCAAGGACUCUCUCCACGCCAACACAGCCAACCGCCGGACCACGCCCGUAUGAAGACCGUGGGACCGGGGGACCCGGGAGGCUUGGCCCGCGGGCGGGGGAGGGAACCGCAGCAGCCACGGGGAGACCUUUCACACGCAAAAAAAAAAAAACAAAAACAAAAACAAACAAACAAGCAAACAAACAAAAAAACAAAAAACAACAAAAAAAGAGAAAAAUAUAUAGCAAGUAAAUUAAAAAAAAAAAAAGAACAAAAUACAAGAGGAACAAAAUCAAAACCACAGGUUAUGCGGGGGAAAAUAUAACCGAGGGAAAACAAACUUUAAACAAAGCAAGAGGGAUAAAAUUAAAAUAGAAAAUAAAUCUAAAAGAAAAUGCAUGAUUUCCCAUGUACCAUUAUUUUAACAUUUAAUAAAAACCAAUUUAAAUGAAAAAAUAAAAGGGAACCAAGAUAAUGUAAAGCAAAACAAAAAACAAAAAAACAAAAAAAAAGAAAAAAACACACAAAAAAAGAGGAAAGCAAGAGAGUAUUUAUUAGGGUUUUAUGUUGCCUUUGUUUUUGUUUUUGUUUUGUUUUAACUGCAGGGAAAGUUUAAAAAUAAAAAAAUUAAAAAAUAAAAAUAAAAAAAACGCAUUCUUUUCCCUUUAACCCCAGUGGGCCCUGCCUCCCGGGGAGAGUAAGGAGUAGAGACUCAGGGCCCCCAGGGCCAGGGGAGCAAUGGUCACUGCCAAGACCCUGGAUCCCUGGCUGGGCCCUGGGGUUCUGGGGAAGUCCAAUGGCUCUGCAGCCAACUCUACCCAGCACCAAUGGGGCAGUUGCAGGCCUCCAGGUGACCCAAGCCCUUGGUCCGCCCCUGUCCGUUAGGUGCCUGGAGGUGGUGCGCUUGGGGCCGCCCAGCCCCAGGUUCCCAGUCCUUAAUGGUCCUUAACCCACUGUGAUGACUUCCUAGGCCUUGAGGAAAGGGAAGGAGGCGGGAUGACCGCUGGUGGCUCACAGAGAAACCAGCUCCCUGGAAUCCUCAGGGGGAGCCUUUGGGGGUCAGUAACCCCGAGCUUCUGUCCUUGGAGGCAGGAGACACCCACCCCCCAGGGGAUAGAGAGCAGCCGUCCCUCCUCACCCCUCACCUCAGGGCCACUAGGUGACCCUGGGGCGACGGUGGACCCCCACACUCACAGGCCCCUGCCCCCCCCGGGAAGGGGGCUCAUUGACCCUUUGGGGGUCCGUGGACUCACUGAUACCCCUCUGGGGGGGCCCAGUGAGUCCAACAAUGACAUUGCAAAAAGGUUUCUUUUUACAAAAGAAAAAGGAAAAACAAGUGGUGAUUUUUUUUAAUAAAAAACCACAGACUAUAAAUAAAUGUAAA
Molecule: messenger RNA, 3048 nt
Organism: Meriones unguiculatus (Mongolian gerbil)
Lineage: Eukaryota; Metazoa; Chordata; Mammalia; Rodentia; Muridae
Gene: Cacng2
Product: calcium voltage-gated channel auxiliary subunit gamma 2
Exons: 4
Coding region: 767-1738 (323 amino acids)
Biological process (GO): calcium ion transmembrane transport; postsynaptic neurotransmitter receptor diffusion trapping; neurotransmitter receptor transport, postsynaptic endosome to lysosome
Cellular component (GO): postsynaptic density membrane; voltage-gated calcium channel complex; AMPA glutamate receptor complex
Molecular function (GO): voltage-gated calcium channel activity; channel regulator activity
Source: RefSeq, a predicted model, not a curated record